UGUUGUGUGCUACCAAUGUCCACAAAAAGAUGCUGUCCACAAGGAACAUCCCUCCCUUUAUUGUCAGUUUUUGUGCUGAUUCAUCAAAGAUGGCUUCAAGAGUGUCAACAGUGGCAAAGUGUGCAAAUCCUAUCAGACUACUGACUACAAAUAACUUAUUACCUCCUUCAUCCAGUUUAUGGUUCAGGUCAAAACUGUGUUCAAGGCAUGAAUAUCAGAAAUGUAAACACAAUAUUUCUCUUGUGUCAUCAUCAUCAUGUUUAGUGAAUCAAAGACGUACAAUGGCAGGACAUUCUCAUUGGCAGAAUAUUCGCCGUACAAAAACUGCUACGGAUGCAAAGUUUGGAAAAGAAGUUUCUCGGCUUAAUGGGAUUUUGAAACAAGCUAUACUUGAUGGUGGACCAGAGGAAAAGGGCAACAAAAAGAUGACCGAUGUCAUUGAACAGAUGAAGAAAGCGGGUGUGCCAAAACAAAAUAUCAAGAGCAUGAUUGAUAACAUAUGCAACAAAUCUAUGCAGACUGCAUAUAUCGAGAUUACUGGACCAAGGGGAGCCAUUAUUUUAGUAGAACUUCAAACUGCCAAUGUCAAACAUGAUGAAUUUGAAUUGAGACAUCUGUUGAAGAAAACUCUGGGUAAAGUUUCACAGACUAUGAUGUAUUUGAGCGCUUUUGAACAGAAGGGUGCAGUAUCAGUGCCUGUAACAGAGGACAUGCAGGUGAGCAACAUGGACCCGUACCUUGAAAUUGCUAUUGAAGUUGGAGCGGAAGAUGUGAUCAUCACUAAGGAUGAAAAUAAUGAUCAGAUAAUUAUAAAAUUCCACUGUGAUCCAAAACAUUUGCCCAGGGUUACAUCUGAGGUUCAGGAAACACAUGGACUAAAUGUGACAAACACUGAAGUAGAGUUCACUCCCCUGAGAUAUUGUGUUCUUGAACAUGAAGAAGACUUUAAAGCAGUGGACACUAUUAUACAAAAAGUUGAAAACUACACGGGGGUGGUGAGAGUGAUUGAUAAUAUCACUGUACCCGAGGAAUAGAUCAACAUAUUUCAAUAAGAUGUGCUUUGAGUUGUUUAUGUUUUUGUUAUUGUAUGUCACAUUUUUUAUACUACUAAGGAAAUCUGACACUUUCUAUAUGAACAUACCUAUUUUCAAUUAGUUAAAUUUAUUUAAUUAUACAACGAUUGUGAAACAAGCUAUUGCAACUUAUAUUAAUCACUCUCGUUGGCACGCUGUUGCACGAGAGUGUGGCCUUGUGUUGUGGACACUGGGGGAAACCGAAGUACCAGGAGAAAACCCUCUUGUCCGGCUUGGUUACCACUAACCAAACUCACAUGCGCCCAGGCCGGGAAACGAACCAGGAUCGCCUUGGUGAGAAGCGAGUGCGCUAACCACUGCGCUAACCGGACAACCGGUUUAAUCUUAAAGCAAUUGAGGGCAAAUUAUGUUUUCAUCUUCUAUGGGUAAACCACAUAAUUGUAUUGAUUGUGCAGAACUGUGUUACGCCUCACUUAAAAUUUAACUAGUGAAUAAAGAAGUUUCAAUCAUGA
Mya arenaria is the source of this 1546-nucleotide messenger RNA. RefSeq names its product probable transcriptional regulatory protein THEYE_A1868. The record is from RefSeq and is a predicted model, not a curated record. The coding region runs from base 30 to 1034 and encodes 334 amino acids. The transcript has 7 exons. NCBI's taxonomy places the organism in Eukaryota, Metazoa, Mollusca, Bivalvia, Myida, Myidae. Gene Ontology annotation, cellular component: mitochondrion.